Messenger RNA from Lolium rigidum, 1101 nucleotides. RefSeq lists its product as uncharacterized. The coding region runs from base 161 to 910 and encodes 249 amino acids. Gene Ontology annotation, biological process: cell surface receptor signaling pathway. The record is from RefSeq and is a predicted model, not a curated record. Lineage: Eukaryota; Viridiplantae; Streptophyta; Magnoliopsida; Poales; Poaceae. The transcript is spliced from 7 exons.
UUUGUCUCAAAAAAUUGGACUAGCUCGUUCGUGGGGCGAGCAUGCCUGGCUUGCUGCUGAGCUUGGAGGAAGAGAUUGGGAGGGAAUAAAAUUGACGAUCCAACAAGGUCGGACUACAAACAGAUCAGAUCAGGUUCCUGAAACAAACAAUCAGACCAGGAUGGCCGAUGCAGUGGGCAGCGUAGCGAAGAUUGUCGAAGUCGCUCUAAAGAUCAAGGAGGCGGCAACCACGGCUCGCCAGAAUAAGAAGGAUUGUCAUCACAUUAGGGCCCGCGUUGAUGUACUCAACAAAACACUUUCGCGCCACGAGAAUAACGAUGACUUGAUGGAGGACCCUGCGGUGAUGGCUGCACUUGAGGCGCUCCACGGGAUACUCGCUGAGGCACUUGAGGUCGUCACCCGGUGCCAGGAGAAGAGGAACAUCUUUUGUUGCCUCUAUUGCACCGCUGGGAAUUUCUCCCGGCAGUUAGGCAAGGUGGAGCAGCGGAUAACGUACCUAAGCACGGACGCAAUAUUGACCAUUACGAGCUACCAACUACCCAGGAAAUUUCAAGAAGCUGCUCCAUAUCCGCCCCCACAGGAGAGGUCGAAACAAAAUCAGGAUGAAGCCAACAAGAAAGAUGCGGCUCAGAUAUCACAGAUGUCAAAACAAAAUCAAGAUGAACCCAGCAAGAAAGAACAAACUCAGAUAUCGCAGGUUCCCGCGUUUGGAGAAUGGGGCGCUGCGAACUCGGACCAGACAGAGGACGGCACCAUGGUAUUCUGCAGGGGCAGGGCCAAUAACUACGAGUCGGGGAUGAUGAUGUACAUUAACCGACGCCUUCAUGAGUUCACUUCGGGCCUGAAAUUUUUUAUCGAUGUGGCCGAGGAAAACAAACGGGGUGGUUUUACCAUGUGGAGGACCCUUUAGUCCCGAUUUAUCUUUAAACUGGGACUAAAGAUAAAGACAUUUAAUUCCAAAGGCUUAGUCCCGGUUUCAAAACCGAGACUAAAGUCCCCAAUGCACCGGAACUGAAUCUCUGUUUUCCACUAGUAUACAAUAACAAUGUAAGAGCAUCUGCUAUGUAUGUACAAAGGAUACCAUAGGACCGGUUCUAUUCA